AUGAACCUGGAAGCGAACAUGUCCUCGCCGGAGGUGGACAUUGAUGUGAACGUAGUGUCAAGCCCGGAGCCAAGUCCGCGGCCGCUCGACAGUCCCCAGCCGGGACAGACGGGCAGUGACGAUGAGCAGCGCUCAUCGCCCGACACUCAACACCACCAGUCGCAGUCGGCCUAUUCCACACCAUCUCAACAACCACCACAACAAUUAAAAGCAACGCACUCACCAACGCAAUCACUGCAGCAGCAGCAGCAGCAACACCAACAACAGCUGCACCACCAACAGCAGAACCACCUGAGUCCGCACGCAGUAACAGGCGGUGGACACGGUGUUGUUCUACAGCAUCACUCUGCGAUGGUGGCGGCUGCGGCGGCCGCCGCCGCCCUGCAUCAUCAGGCGGCAGCAGCCGCUGCCCAGGCAGCCGGACAGCACGGUUGCGGUUCCUACCAUGUGCCGCCGGUAGUUGCGGCCCCUGCACCGGCCAACCCGGUCAACAGCACCAUCAACAGCACCAACAGCGCCAGCAACAACUUCAACCACAGUCCCGACUCACGGUUAAGUCCCCCGAAAACUCCUCCAGAGCAGCAGCAGCAGCAGCCGCAACACCAUCACCACCAUCAUCCGCAGCAGCAGCAGCAGCAGCAGCAGCAUCACCAACAGCAACAUCCCGCACAUCAUCAGCAUCCGCCGCUUCAUCCUCACUCGCAUAUCAAUCAACUACCGCAUCAGCAAACGCAACAGCAGCAGUCACCGCACGCGGUACAGCCGACGGUUGGCAAAACGUCGACCAAUCCGGGCUACACUAGCUUCUCGAUCUCGAGCAUACUGAGCCGGACGGAGCCAGUCUCGAAGAAGGGCAUCGGUGUGAUAACGCCCGUACCGUCGCUACCGUUGUCGGCGGCGGCGGCUGCUGCUGCUGCCGCUGCCUCCGUGUCGAACGGUACCGUCAGUCUUGGGUCGAAUGGUACGCCGAGCACGCAGGAUGCCGCCAUGUUGUCAAGAUUGGGAUUCAUGUCACAGUGGAGUGCGAUUGCUAAUCGGUAUGCAGCUCUUUGCCCACCCGGCUGGCCCUGGCCACCGGCGUCGCAUCGGAUGCCGUUCCACAGCCCCAACAACGACAACUCCGCCAAUGCGAUCGAAAACCAGUCACCCUCGCUGACACCACCCCCUUCCCAGCAAUCAAAGUCCCCAUCGCCACAUCCCGCCUUUCUUGGCGGCCGUGCGACCGGUUGCGGUGGUACGGGCGGACUGGUUGGAAUGGGCGGAUCCGGUGCCGGCGGUGGACCGGGCGGUUCCGGUGGCGUUAGCAACGGUGAUGACUGCGAGUCGGACGACGACGGGCAGGAAAUCAUCGAAGAGGACGACGAAAGUGAUCGCCCGUCCGAUUCGGCCUCACCAAACUCCAACGGCAGUGCAAUGCAGGCGAAGCGAAAGAAGAAAACGCGAACAGUGUUUUCGCGCGCGCAGGUGUUCCAGCUCGAGUCUACCUUCGAUCUGAAACGCUAUCUCAGCUCCUCGGAACGUGCCGGACUGGCGGCGUCCCUGCGCCUUACCGAAACGCAGGUAAAGAUCUGGUUCCAGAACCGGCGGAACAAGUGGAAACGGCAGCUAGCGGCCGAGCUGGAGGCAGCCAACAUGGCCAAUAUGGCGCACGCCGCGCAACGUUUGGUGCGGGUCCCGGUACUCUACCACGAGGGUGCGACCGGUGGCUUUGUACCACCUCCUCCACAUCCACACUCGCAGCAGCUUUACUACACGACGUCGGCGGCCCGUGCCGGUUCACCGCCACGACCACCGCUCUCGUCGCUAGUGUAAUGGAGGCUACCGGGAGCCGACGUUGGACAGCUCGGGUAAGUGGUACAGGGGGAUCACCCGUACCACACUAGCCACACCUUCGGACUUCCUUUAUAUGCAUUAUGAUACAGAGAGAG
Molecule: messenger RNA, 1928 nt
Organism: Anopheles maculipalpis
Lineage: Eukaryota; Metazoa; Arthropoda; Insecta; Diptera; Culicidae
Product: homeobox protein Hmx-like
Exons: 4
Coding region: 1-1812 (603 amino acids)
Biological process (GO): regulation of transcription by RNA polymerase II
Cellular component (GO): nucleus
Molecular function (GO): RNA polymerase II transcription regulatory region sequence-specific DNA binding; DNA-binding transcription factor activity, RNA polymerase II-specific
Source: RefSeq, a predicted model, not a curated record